Nicotiana tabacum (common tobacco) is the source of this 2341-nucleotide messenger RNA. Lineage: Eukaryota; Viridiplantae; Streptophyta; Magnoliopsida; Solanales; Solanaceae. The record is from RefSeq and is a predicted model, not a curated record.
AUGACGAGAAUUUCUUUGCUUCUUUACUAUUCCAAUGGUAUUAUUCCCUUUGCAAUGAGAUAUUAUUCUUCAUCUCAUAGAAAUAUUGAGAAUGUCAAGUGUUUAGAUGAUGCUCUGAGCCUCUUUCGUCGGAUGAUCAGAACGCAGCCUCUUCCUUCUGUUCUUAGCUUCUCUAAAUUAUUAAAGACUAUGGUAAAUAUGAAGCAUUACUCUUCUGUUCUUUCCCUUUUUCGAGAAAUGCUGAAAUUAGGCAUCCCAAUUAAUGAUUUCAUCUUGAGUAUCGCUAUCAACAAUUAUUGCCUAAUGCAUCGUUCUGACUGCGGAUUUUCAGUGUUAGCCAUUUACUUGAAGAAGGGCAUUCUAUUUAAUGUUGUCACGUUUAGCACCUUACUAAGGGGACUCUUUGCUGAAAAUAAGAUCAAAGACGCAGUUAACUUGUUCAAAAAGUUGGUGAGAGAGGAUAUUUGUGAGCCUGACGAAUUCAUGUAUUCCACAGUCAUGAAUCGGCUUAGCAAAAGUGGCCAUACUCAAAAAACUUUUGAUUUGCUUAGGGUAAUGGAACAAGGAAGCACUAAGCCCAAUGCAUGCAUCUAUAGCAUUGUUAUAGAUGCCUUAUGCAAAGAUAGAAUGGUAGAUGCUGCAAUUAGCCUUUUCGAAGAGAUGAAAGAAAAAGGCAUUCCUCCGGACGUUGUCACUUAUAAUUCAUUGAUUGAUGGUCUUAGUAAGUUUGGCAAGUGGGAAAAGGUUAGGAAUUUGUUCUUAGAAAUGGUAAAUCUGAAUAUUUAUCCAGAUGUCUGCACCUUCAACAUAGUUAUAGAUGGAUUAUGCAAAGAAGGGAAAGUUGAAUAUGCUGAGGAGGUAAUGAGACACAUGAUUGAAAAAGGCGUAGAGCCUAAUGUAAUCACCUACAAUGUGAUAAUUGAUGGAUAUUGCUUGCGCGGUCAAAUGGAUAGAGCAAGGAGACUUUUCGAUUCCAUGAUUGAUAAGAGCAUUAAGCCUGACAUUAUUAGCUAUAAUAUAUUAAUAAAUGGAUACUGUAAGAAAAAGAAAUUGGAUGAGGCCAUGCAUUUGUUUCAUGAAAUUUCUCGAAACGGAUUGAAAUUUAGCAUUGUUACCUACAAUACUAUCUUCCGAGGUCUUUUUGAAGUUGGAAGAACUGACUUUGCCGAUAAAUUCUUUGCUGAGAUGCUAUCUACGGGGCUCAAGCCUGAUUUAUGCACUAAUCGGAUUUUGCUCUGUGGUUAUUUCCAGAAUGAACUUGUUGAGAAAGCUAUGUUGCNCAUAAUUUUUGGUAUACUAUUUCAUGAGUGGGAAGCAAAGAGAGAAGAUAUUGAUAUUGAACUGUACGGUAUUGUAAUUGACGGAUUAUGUAGAAAUGGUAAGGUCGACGAAGCUCGUGGUAUUUUUGAGAAGCUUCCUUUAAUUGGAUUGUCUCCCAAUGUGAUAACUUACAAUAUGAUAAUAAAUGGGUUUUGUCUAGAAGGGUUUUUAGAUGAAGCUAAAGAUAUGCUUAAAAAAAUGGAAGAUAAUGGUUGUUCUCCAGAUAAUGCCACGUACAAUAUUAUUGUUCAAGGAUUUCUCAAGUUUCGCAGAACUAGUGAAAUGACAACUCUUUUGAAGGAAAUGACUGGAAGGGGCUUCUCAUUUGAUGCAGCUACAGCAAAGUUACUUAUACACCUUAUCGCCGAGGAUCCUUCUUUGUUUAACAUGAUACCACAGUUUCACUCACUCAACAACAACAAAUCCAGUGAAUUCCCACAAGUGGGGAUGAUACCAUAGUUUCAAUCGGGAAGUAAUAAGUGAAUAUUUAUUUCACUUGGUUUAUUCAGCUAUAUUUACCAUUAUGAUGUAAUUUCCUUUUACCUCUGCAAAGGAAAUCUCAUCUAAUGGAAAUGCAGAAGGUGAAAGAAUGGCAGUUAGAACAUCCAAGUAAGCUUAUUGAGGAGGUACAUCGGUUCUAAUGUUUGAUUGUUAUGCCACUCUACUUUAUCUUGGAUAUCAUAUUUUAUUUCACUCUUAAUAUGAGAAAUGAUGUGAGUUUUCUUUUCUAUACACAUCAAAAGUCUAAGAAUAGUUUUUUCAGUGGUGUUUAGUAGUCGUCAGGUGUUAUCAUUUUCUAUCAUUUUGAGAAUCAAUAACAGCUUCCUGUCAGAUGAGAAGCUUAUUUCUCCAUGACGGAGUGAAGCAUGGCUGGUAUAUUCUUCUCCAGGAAACAAUACUCUUCUCCGACUUUAGAGCUAAGAAAACUUCGACUAGAAUAUAAUGUGGCUUUAGAGAUUAUAAAACUUUCGACUAGAAUACAAUGCGACUUUAGAGAUAAGAAAAUUUCGACUAGAAUACA